GAAAAAUCCGACAGCGGACUGAAGCUACGUACGAUUGAGGACAAGUCUAUCAACAAAAUCCGUCUUCAUCCUUUUUCUAUCAGCGAGUAAUGACUCCAGAUUUACGGGGAACAUAAACUGCGCGUUCCACACUAUCGGAUGAUAUAGAUAUUAUCGGUGUUCGUUUCUGCAGAAGAUAGAAAAGGGAUGGUGAAAAUUGUAUUGUUACGGAAGAACUGGGAUUCUGGGGGACGGGGGAGUGUGAAUUAGUGGGGGGUGUAAAGCUGUUUUAGGAAGGUGGAAAUAUUUGCAAAGUGUACGGCCAUAAACGGUUAUAAGUCGGACAUUUGGAUAAAAAAACGUUCAUUAUAAAGUCGAAACGACGCAACAGACAUAAGGUUAGGUAACGUUAAUAUCGAGAUGGAGUUGAGAGUAGGGAACAGAUAUAGACUGGGCAGAAAAAUUGGAAGUGGAUCUUUCGGUGACAUCUACUUGGGCACAGAUAUCUCAGUUGGUGAGGAGGUUGCCAUUAAGUUGGAAUGCGUGAAGACCAAACACCCCCAGCUCCACAUUGAGAGCAAGAUCUACAAGAUGAUGCAAGGAGGAGUGGGCAUCCCGACAAUAAAGUGGUGUGGAGCAGAAGGAGACUACAAUGUGAUGGUGAUGGAGCUGCUGGGACCCAGCCUGGAGGAUCUCUUCAACUUCUGCUCCCGUAAAUUCAGCCUGAAGACGGUCCUGCUGCUCGCAGAUCAGAUGAUCAGUCGCAUUGAGUACAUUCACUCCAAGAACUUCAUCCACAGAGACGUGAAGCCUGAUAACUUCCUGAUGGGACUGGGCAAAAAGGGCAACCUCGUCUACAUCAUCGACUUUGGAUUGGCCAAAAAAUACCGUGAUGCUCGAACGCACCAGCACAUUCCAUACCGUGAGAACAAGAACCUGACUGGAACAGCUCGCUACGCCUCCAUCAACACACAUCUGGGGAUUGAGCAGUCGAGGCGUGAUGACCUGGAGUCUUUGGGCUACGUCCUCAUGUAUUUCAACCUGGGCUCACUGCCUUGGCAAGGCCUCAAGGCUGCCACCAAGAGGCAAAAGUAUGAACGAAUCAGUGAGAAGAAAAUGUCCACCCCUAUCGAAGUGCUCUGCAAAGGAUAUCCCUCCGAGUUUGCCACCUAUUUGAACUUCUGCCGCUCCCUGCGGUUCGACGACAAGCCGGACUAUUCGUACCUGCGACAACUCUUCAGGAACUUGUUCCACAGACAGGGCUUCUCUUAUGACUACGUGUUUGACUGGAACAUGCUCAAGUUUGGAGCCAAUCGUGCCGCAGAGGACGCAGAGCGAGAGCGCAGAGACCGGGAGGACAGGCUGAGACACGGCAGGAAUCCAGGGGCCAGAGGGAUACCUGCUGCAUCAGGUAGACCACGAGGAACACAGGAUGGAGCCCCGCCCACCCCACUCACACCCACCUCACACACAGCAAACACAUCUCCACGACAAGUGUCUGGCAUGGAGCGUGAACGAAAGGUCAGCAUGCGACUGCACCGUGGUGCUCCCGUCAACGUGUCCUCCUCAGAUCUGACAGGACGGCAGGACACGUCCCGCAUGUCCACCUCACAGAAUAGCAUUCCCUACGAGCAUCACGCCAAGUAGACGCUCGUCACGUCCUUGUGUGACAGCGGCAACAUCGGAUGGUGUCCGGUGUCCCGCCGCCUGCUGGCGUCCAUCUUCUCGCUCCACGAUGAGCUCCCACAAUGCAACGAGGCGGACAAAGGCCUGAAGUGAUCUGACAUACUGAAACUACCACUCUGAAUUUCUACAUCUCUGAUUGGAAGCCAGCUUCUGAUUGGGCUCAAAGUGCUCUCUGACUUCCUCCCCUCUGUCUCUCUCCUCCUCACUCCUCGUGUGUCUGUGCGUCGCUCCGUGGUCGGACCUGGAGCUGUUCUCUGUCCACUUUUUCAGGACACAGUCGCACAACUCUCCUCAUGCUUUUUCCAGGACGAACAUGAGGGCCUGGUAGUCUUUUAUAGGACACUGACUGACUGAUGAAACAACAACACGGGCUUCUUUGUCCUCUGGAAACUUUAUGAUCCAACAUUUCCACCAUCACUGUCAACUUCAAACAACCCUUUUUUUUUUCCAUUUUGCUUUCCUUUCCAGUAAGAUGUAACCAGCAGCUUCUCAUUGUGUAUAUAUGUACGGGUAGUUUUUGGGGUUUGAUGCUUUUCAUUUGUAUUUGCUGUUUUCAUUCCCUCCUCCUAAAAGUACCAGCCACUAUUCUUUUCUUUUUUUUCCUUUUUCUUUUUUCUUUUUUUUUUUCUUUUUUUUUUUUUAUAACCACCACUGAAGGCUCUGGUCGGUGACUCUGCAGCUGUUUGUAAGAAACAAAAAGAAAAUUCUUCUUUGCAUGUUUUGGAGCCUUUGGCGUCAGAUGUGGAGGCUUGAGCCACUUUGGACCCGUCAUCGUACCAAACAUGUUUGGUAUCUGGGUUCAGGUUUUGUUUUCACUCAUCAGUCGACAGGAUGUUUUGUCUUUUCGGCUCCAGAUGUGCUCUGUCCAGUUAGCCCUGCCCCCUUUUUUAGUGUUCGGUACAAACAAAGUGCACUUUAUGAGGGGGCAAGGGCAUCAUCUGACACAUUUUGACCAGAUGUCCAUUCAACGUGUACAGAUAAACAUAAAAAUUUUUCAUACUUGUAUUAUUUGGAAGCUGUGAAUUAACUUGUAAUAUUGAUGUGUAAAUGUGUUCUCAUAUUUUCUUGUUUCAUUGACCUGCAGCGAUGAACCCAGAGCUUCUGCAGGUCCGUCUUUAGUGUCGUGUUCUCCCUCCUCAGAGCCGUGGAGACGUCACAGACGUGUUGCACUGAAUGUGAAGAAGUUUUGUACAACACGCUGUCCUGUCACUGCUCCAGCUCUAUGAAUGAAAGGAUCUGUGAUCCUACACCAACAGAAAAACCUUUUUUUUGUUGUUGUUGACUGCAGGAAACUUGACCCUCUUUCCUCCCUGAGCUUCUCCAGCAGCGCCAUUUUUGGGGUUUUCUAUCUGACUCGACUCGUCUGACACUAAUACUAACCCUCCUGUCAGAAUGUCACGGCCCUGUUGUAAUUCAUUUUUUUGCUGCGGCUCGUUCUCUUUCAUAGUUUUGAUUUUGACCCUGGACCUCUUUGGUCAGGCACUCUACACCUAUUGAAUUAUGUAAGCAACAAGAUCAGCAAGAUUUACUUUGACACAUUUAUAUUUGCCACUGUAUUUGUGUACUUAAACUGUAAAUAAAUGAAU
This is a messenger RNA of Cheilinus undulatus (humphead wrasse), 3251 nucleotides long. RefSeq names its product casein kinase 1, delta b (gene csnk1db). Lineage: Eukaryota; Metazoa; Chordata; Actinopteri; Labriformes; Labridae. The coding region runs from base 400 to 1626 and encodes 408 amino acids. Gene Ontology annotation, biological process: peptidyl-serine phosphorylation; endocytosis; signal transduction. The record is from RefSeq and is a predicted model, not a curated record. The transcript has 10 exons. Gene Ontology annotation, molecular function: ATP binding; protein serine/threonine kinase activity. Gene Ontology annotation, cellular component: cytoplasm; nucleus.